This is a messenger RNA of Myxozyma melibiosi, 2718 nucleotides long. RefSeq names its product GTPase activating protein. The transcript is spliced from 2 exons. The record is from RefSeq and is a predicted model, not a curated record. Bases 1 to 2718 code for a protein of 905 amino acids. Gene Ontology annotation, molecular function: calcium ion binding. NCBI's taxonomy places the organism in Eukaryota, Fungi, Ascomycota, Lipomycetes, Lipomycetales, Lipomycetaceae.
AUGUCGCUCCUAUCCACAAUCCGCUCCAAAGCCGCUUCUCUCUCUCUCUUCGAUCCCGCAAAGUCCGAGCCAAAACCCUCCCGCGAUGAGAUCUUCCAGUCCUCCUUCAGACUCCCCCCCGACGCCGUCCUCGAGGCCGCCAUCUCAAUCGAGCUCUCUCUCGACCGCUCCUCCUCCAUCUUCUUUCCCGGAAAACUCAUGCUCUCCCAGUCCUUCCUCGUCUUCGACUCCAUCGAGCCCCGCGCCUGCUCCUUCGCCAUCCCCCUCGUCGCCAUGAAGCGCGUCGAGCGUCUCGCCUCCAAGACCUACCUCUUCGCCCUCUUCAUCGAGACCAUGCACGGCCACAAGCUCAAUCUCCAGUUCGUCGGUCUGCGCUCUCAGAUCGAGGACUUCUGCGCCCGCCUCAAAGCAAACCUCCGCGCAAACAUGUCCCGCAUGCGUCUCCUACGCGACUUCCUCCCCACCCUCUACUCAGAGUACAUGCUCUCCGAUCCUGCCCUCUCCCCUUCCAAGCAGAUCCGCACCUCCUCAUCCUCCUCUUCACGCGAUCCCCCUCCCGGAGGCCUUGGCCAGCUCUUCAAAUACCCCGGCGACGCCCGCAAACUACGCGACAAGUCAAAGCUCCGGCUCUGGGCCGAAUACAUGCGCGACCACGGCCGCAACCUCACCCUCGUCCGCCUGCCGACCUUCCAGAAACUGAUCCGCGUCGGUCUCCCCAACGUUCUCCGCGGCGAGAUCUGGGAACUCACUUCAGGCUCAAUGUUUCUCCGUCUCGCAAACCCAAAUCUCUACACCAGUCUGCAGAAGGAGUUUGAAGGCCGCACGUCCCUCGCCAUCGAGGAAAUCGAAAAGGAUCUUAAUCGCUCUCUGCCAGAGUAUCCUGCUUAUCAAUCCGAUGAGGGUAUCGAGCGUCUCAGACGCGUCCUCACUGUUUACAGUUGGCGAAACGAGUCGGUCGGAUACUGCCAAGCCAUGAACAUCGUCGUCGCCGCUCUCCUCAUCUACAUGAGCGAAGAACAAGCCUUCUGGUGUCUGUCCAUGCUCUGCGACCACCUCGUCCCCGGCUACUACUCGCAGACAAUGUACGGCACCCUUCUCGACCAGCGCGUGUUUGAAGCCCUUGUCGAGAAAACGAUGCCAAUCCUCUGGGACCACCUCGUCAAAUCAGACAUCCAGCUCUCAGUCGUCUCCCUGCCCUGGUUCCUAUCCCUCUACGUGAACUCGAUGCCGCUGACCUUUGCCUUCCGCAUCCUCGACGUCUUCUUCCUCGAAGGUCCCAAGGUCCUCUUCCAGAUCGGACUCGCCAUCCUCCGCAUCAACGGCGAAGAACUCCUCGACGUCAGCGACGACGGCUCCUUCAUCUCCAUCCUCAAAGACUACUUCACCCGUCUCGGCGACUCCGCGCACCCUUCCUCCCAGAACGAGAAACUGCGCGAGGUCACAAAGUUCCAAGAACUGAUGGUCGUCGCCUUCCGCGAGUUCUCCGUAAUCACCGACGACAUCAUCUCCGAGCAACGCCGCAAGCACAAAUCCCACGUCCUCGACGGGAUCGAGAACUUUGCCAAACGCACGCAACUCCGAAACCUCCACAAAACCGGAAAGCUCACGCCCGAAGACCUCUCAAACGUCUACGACCGCUUCUUCCAGGCCCUGCAGUCCUCCCGUCUCGGCCUCGGCCCGACAAAACCCUACAUGGACAUUGACACUUUCCAGAUUUUCAUGCACGGGCUGGCAUCGUGGGCGGUGGAACCCCACGACUUCCUCGCGCGCCUCUUCCACAGAUGGGACACCGAGCUGCAAGGCGGGCUUACCCUGCAGGACGUCGUCACCGGCCUGGGCGCAAUCAAGCAGGAAGACAUCAUGAGCGCGAUGGCCUACUUCUUUGAACUCUACGACGAGGACGGCGACGGCAAAGUCGACCGCGAAGGCAUCCUGCAAAUGUCCGAGGGCCUGCUCUACAUCACCCGCAACCUCACCCCGCGCGUCGUCUCUGACCUCGACGGCGCCACUGCUUCCUCGUCCUCCCCGCCCCCGACCGCGACCUCGUCCUCUUCCUCCUCAUCUACUCCCAACGCCUCUGAUCCCAACGCCUCUGCCACGCCCACCCCACAGUACGACUACCUCUCCUCCGUCUCGGCCUUCAUCCAGCGCGCAUUCGAAUACGCCACUCCCGACGACCUCCCCGCCUCAACGCAACUAAUCGACGCGCCCGCCACGAAAGCAAACAUCGCGCUGGACCCGAACCACCCGCGGCACAUCACCCUGCCGACUUUUAGAAUGGUCGUCCUCGCCGACGAAGCGCUCGAGCGGUUCUUCACCCACGACUUUGCCGACUCAAUCAAAGUCACUCCUGCCAAGGGCGCGCUGCGGCAAAAGGGAACCCUGCGCGAGCUCUUUGACAGUCUUGUUUCCGACAGCGUGCGCGUCGCGGGAGAAGUUAAGCGGCGUAUCGACGAGAUGGAGCGCCAGGCGCGUGAGCAGCAGGCGCGCGAGGACGCGAUGGCGAUCCGGGCCGCGGCCGCGCAGGGAGAGAGUCUGCAUAUACAGCAGCAGAUCUUGCUUAAGCAGCAGCAGCAGGAGAUGGAGCGGCGGCGCAAGGAGGAGGAGGAGGAAGAAGAGGAUGAUGACGAGAGCGCGGAUAAGGACGUGCUCGAGGGGUUGGAGAUCGAGGUGCCUGGUGUGGCGUCGAAGGAGAGUGCGGGAAGUGAGUUGCUGUAG